CUGUGUUCUUCCCUGCAGGGUCCUGGGCUGGGCUGGCGCUGGCGAUGGCGCUAGUAUUAGGGCGGGAGGAGGAGCUCCUGGCGCAGCUCCGCGCGCUACUGACGUUCCUACCACCUCCUGCGUCGCCCCCGGCGCCGGCGGCUCCCGUUAAGGUGGAGUCCAUCAUGGGCACUAGUGGCGGCGGACGACGACUGGGGAGCAAGAGAGACCGGGACGACGACAGCGAAGCCGAGGCCGAGCAGCACGGCGACGAACCUGCGGCUGCGCAGCCUCACUAUUGUCCUCAUCCUCCUCCUCCCUGCAAAAGGACGAGGAGGAGGAAGAAUAAGAAGAAGCGGCAGCAGAGCAAGUGCCUUGUGACGACAGUGCCCGACUUCGACGGGUACCAGUGGAGGAAGUACGGGCAGAAGCAGAUCGAAGGUGCCAUGUACCCCAGGAGUUACUACAGGUGCAUACAGAGCGCCAAGCAAGGCUGCCAGGCAAAACGGACGGUGCAGCGCAACGACGACGACGGCGCCACCGCACCCCCAGAGUACACGGUGGUGUACGUGGCGGAGCACACCUGCACGGCCAACGACGACGCGCUGGAGGCCCCGCCGGUCAUCCUGGAGACCACCACCAGCGUCGUCGUCCGUGCACCUGCAGCACACACCGAUCCCGUCGUCGUCGUCGUUCCGGCAACGGCAACUACGUCAGCCGCCGCCGCCGCCUCCGCUUGUUCCACCACCGUCACCACGGGGACUGAAUCUCCGGCGAUCUCCGGCGACGACGUGGCCUGCUGCUGGAGCAGCAGCGGCAGUAGCAGCAGCGGUUACAGCUACGCCGACGACUCCUGCUGCUGCUGCUGCUGCGACGGGUUGCUCGCCGCUGUCGUCCACGGUGGCUGCGGCGGCUCGUGGGCCCCCGGACCGGCGGAUUCGGUUUCGGUGCCGUCGUUCCGGUUGCAGGAGAUGGAGGACUUGACCGGACCGAUCCGGUCGCCGGUGCACGUUGUUCCCCGCGCCUGGUUGGACCGUUGACCCGCUAGUCCCUGUGCUGCAUGCAGCUCGUUGAUGAGAAUGAGAUGAGCCAGCCGCUUUGCUGCUGCUGCUGCUGCUGCUCUUUCACCUAGUUGGUCUCCGUAUCUUUUAGCUCUGGUGUCGAUGGACGUGCAGUUUGUCUGUACUGUGAUAAUGGAGUUGCCUGGCCAGGAGAACAAAAUCAUGGUAGUUUUGGAACCCCAUUUUUUUCAGAAGUUUUUAAUUUUCCC
This is a messenger RNA of Zea mays, 1249 nucleotides long. RefSeq lists its product as uncharacterized. Bases 45 to 1019 code for a protein of 324 amino acids. The transcript is spliced from 3 exons. Gene Ontology annotation, biological process: regulation of DNA-templated transcription. Lineage: Eukaryota; Viridiplantae; Streptophyta; Magnoliopsida; Poales; Poaceae. Gene Ontology annotation, molecular function: DNA-binding transcription factor activity; sequence-specific DNA binding. The record is from RefSeq and is marked provisional.